This is a messenger RNA of Gordionus sp. m RMFG-2023, 1392 nucleotides long. RefSeq names its product disintegrin and metalloproteinase domain-containing protein 10-like. Gene Ontology annotation, biological process: membrane protein ectodomain proteolysis; Notch signaling pathway. Gene Ontology annotation, molecular function: metalloendopeptidase activity. Lineage: Eukaryota; Metazoa; Nematomorpha; Gordioida; Chordodea; Parachordodidae. Bases 1 to 1392 code for a protein of 463 amino acids. The transcript has a single exon. The record is from RefSeq and is a predicted model, not a curated record. Gene Ontology annotation, cellular component: plasma membrane.
AUGAAGCUUAAACAGCAAGUGUUAAAGGCAUUCUUAGGCUGCAUAUUACGACUAGUUGAAUCACUUCAAUCAUUUAAAGGUGCAUGUCCAGAGCGUCCCAUAUUUAACCAAAAGGUAACUGAAGUGACUCCUCUUAAUAUACCCUUUACACUUGUAUUGAUUUCUUCAACUGAUAUAGUGGAAGAGAAUACUACGGUGGAUAUAGUGUCGGAUUCUUAUCAAUACCAAAAUUCGUAUUUAAAAAGGUAUCUCAAGUAUCAUUACUACGUUGCCAGGAUUAAGAAUCGGGAACGAUCCUUUGCUUUUGGCAGUAUAGAUUUAACAAAUAUGGCUACCCUUUUUGACGGGAUAAUAUACGAGAGUGGCAAAUUGCAUUUUGUGGAAGGAAUACAAGUUUGGAAAAAUUUAACCUCAGAUUUGUUGGGAAAGAGCGCGUUAUCCGACAAAUGGGGGAUGAGGAAAUGGGUAAAGGAAAAAAAAUACAUGUAUUACACGGAAGAUGACAUAGAACCGUGGUACCGUAUUAACGAUACUCUAGGAGUACCAUCAGUUCGCGAUAAAUCGGGGUUGAGUAGAGUAUGGAGACGACAAUUGGAUGUAAAAGCGGAGGCGAUCAAUAACCAAGGAAACUCUCGCGAAUGGUAUUCUAACAAUAAAAAGGUGUGCGGCGUUAACGUAUUGUUAGAUUCUUAUUUGAUGGAAAAGGUGUAUCAUUACGAUAUCAGAGAAGCCAUACAUGAAACUAUUAUACUUUACGGAGCGUUAGACUUUCUGUACCGAAUUGUUGAUUUUGCCGGUAUCAAGCAACCAAAUCAUUUUGGAUUCCAAAUAGCGAAAAUAACGGUGGUUAUAAAGAAAAACGAUCCCGUGACUCAGCAAAAUGUAUACCCCUUAGCUAACAAAUAUAUGGCACUGAUAUCAUCUAUGGGCUUGGGAGACAAUAGAUGUUUAGGUAUCAGCUUCACGUUUCAAAAUUUUAGAGGUAUUCAGGGACAGGCUUGGAUUGGUGCCGACGAGACCGGAAUAUUUAUGGAUAAAAGUAGUAAAAGGCCCGCAAAUGAAAACCAGAAUGUGGCGUACGUUAAUUUUUUCCUGUAUAAAAAGGGAGGAGUCAGAACGAGAGGUUCGAUCCUCAGCAUAUUAGCCCACGAAGUAGGCCACACUUUCGGAGCCGAGCACGAGGAAGACACUGCAUGCAUUUCGAGUACCAUAUUAUUGAUGAACUCUCGCUCUAGGGAAUCAAAUAGGUUCGAUAACUUUAAAUUCAGUAAAUGCAACGUCAGAUUGAUCAAAAGGAUCAUAAGAAAGAGGAUGGGCAAAUUCAUAAAAUGUCCUCACGAAUUGAGAGUGUACGAUGACUUCUUUUAUCCUAGGUAUGGAAGAAUCUGUUAA